GCCGGGUAUGGGCAUGAAGCCUGCUGGGUUUGUUUUUGAGGCCUCAAGGGAGUCCGGCCUGGUCAUCAUCGACAACAGCGUUGCACUUGUAGAAACCCUUAUGGACGAGAGACGGUGGUCUGACAUGUUCUCGUGCAUGAUUGCCAAGGCCACAAUCCUCGAGGAGGUUUCUACCGGCAUUGCCGGAAGCAGAAAUGGCUCGUUGCUGCUGAUGAAGGCUGAACUACAGGUGCUCUCACCUUUGGUCCCCAUCAGGGAGGUUAUAUUUCUCAUGUUUUGCAAGCAGCUGGCUGAAGGUGCCUGGGCAGUAGUGGAUGUAUCUAUUGAUGGAUUGAUGAGAGAUCAAAAUUCUGCUACAACAUCCACAGCUGCAAAUUUGAAGUGCAGGAGGCUACCUUCUGGCUGUGUCAUGCAAGACACUCCCAAUGGCUUCUGCAAGGAGUACAAGAUCUGCUCCAUAUCUGGAAUCCAUAUCAAGAUAAGUAGUCCUACUGUACUCUCUCUUUUCUGAUUGCUAGGAGUAUACUGUAUAUAUGCUGAUUGCUGUAUAUGUUGGAGAUAUGCCCUAGAGGCAAUCAUGUGAUGAUGUUAUUUCCUA
Brachypodium distachyon (stiff brome) is the source of this 598-nucleotide messenger RNA. Its product is annotated as homeobox-leucine zipper protein ROC5-like. Gene Ontology annotation, molecular function: lipid binding. The record is from RefSeq and is a predicted model, not a curated record. NCBI's taxonomy places the organism in Eukaryota, Viridiplantae, Streptophyta, Magnoliopsida, Poales, Poaceae. The coding region runs from base 8 to 511 and encodes 167 amino acids. The transcript has 5 exons.